Molecule: messenger RNA, 4494 nt
Organism: Penicillium paradoxum
Lineage: Eukaryota; Fungi; Ascomycota; Eurotiomycetes; Eurotiales; Aspergillaceae
Product: putative ABC transporter
Exons: 15
Coding region: 1-4494 (1497 amino acids)
Biological process (GO): transmembrane transport
Cellular component (GO): membrane
Molecular function (GO): ABC-type transporter activity; ATP binding; ATP hydrolysis activity
Source: RefSeq, a predicted model, not a curated record
AUGGAGGAAAAUAUGGAGAAAGGUCACUCUGUAGACAGCGAUUCUACGCUGGCUAUACGCACAGAGCCGACUCGCAAUUCCACCCCUUCCUCUGGGAGGUCAUCUUCGCCCGUGGGUUCAUUCCCACACGAUGACUUCGAGCCAAUCCGCACAACAACGUCAGAUCCCCAAGGAUAUCGCAUAAGUGGGAAUUCAGAUGAUGAUAGUACUGCACGAAUCAUGUCUCGACGCCGCAGCCAGGCCUCCGGUCACGAAACAGAAGGGGAAGAUUGGGCCCAGGUAGAGAGACUGAUAUCACGGAUGUUCGGCCGUGAACGCAAGGAGAACUCAGAAGAAGAGAAAACACGCCAUCUGGGAGUCGUAUGGAAGAAUCUCACCGUGAAGGGGGUGGGCCUUGGAGCUGCUCUCCAACCCACUAACGGGGACAUCUUUCUGGGGCUGCCACGGCUCAUCAAAAGACUUCUGACUCGUGGCCGAGGAGCCACUGGCGCUGGAAAAGCCUCGAUACGGACUAUUCUGGAUAAUUUCAAUGCAAGUACGGGCUGUGUUCGUCCGGGAGAAAUGCUGCUGGUUCUGGGUCGCCCUGGCUCUGGUUGCUCUACUUUCCUCAAAGUGCUCGGCAAUCAACGAGCUGGAUAUGAAAGUAUCGAAGGUGAUGUGCGAUAUGGAGGCACCGAUUCAGAAAAGAUGGCAAGGCAAUAUAGAUCCGAAGUCUUGUACAAUCCCGAGGAUGAUCUUCACUAUGCAACUUUGACUGUGCGAGAUACACUUCUCUUUGCAUUGAAGUCUCGAACCCCCGAUAAAGCAUCACGAAUUCCGGGAGAAAGCCGAGAAGAAUACCAGGAGACGUUCUUAUCUGCCAUAGCUAAGUUAUUCUGGAUUGAGCAUGUCCUGGGAACUAGAGUUGGCAAUGAACUCAUCCGUGGAAUCUCCGGAGGCGAGAAGAAAAGAACUUCAAUCGCCGAAGCUAUGGUCACAAAAGCUAGCACUCAGUGUUGGGACAACUCCACCAAGGGAUUAGACGCCAGCACCGCGCUGGAGUAUGUCCAAAGUUUGCGAAGUUUGACAAACACUGCCAAUGUCUCAACAAUCGUAGCUCUUUACCAGGCUUCAGAGAAUCUGUUCGAUCUUUUUGAUAAGGUGAUUCUCAUUGAAGACGGAAAAUGCUCGUUCUUUGGUCCCAGUCAGGAUGCAAAAGCUUACUUUGAGCGCAUGGGCUUUGAAUGCCCACCGCGUUGGACAACCCCCGACUUCUUGACUUCGGUCAGUGACCCGCACGCAAGACGUGUCAAGGAGGGCUGGGAGAACCGAAUUCCUCGAACUGCCACCGAAUUUCAAGAUUUGUAUCGUCGAAGUGACAUUUACAAACGAAACCUAGCAGACAUCGAAAGCUUUGAGGGCGAGAUCCAAGCCCAAAAGCAAGAAAGAGAGGCUGCAAGGAGUGGUAAACAACGGAAAAAUUUCACAAUCUCUUUCUACAAGCAGGUUAUGAUUCUCACACACCGUCAAUUUCUCGUGAUGUUUGGUGACAGGGAGACUUUGAUCGGCAAAUGGGGUGUUAUCACUUUUCAAGCGCUCAUCAUUGGCAGUUUGUUCUACAAUCUACCAGAUACAAGCUCUGGUGUCUUUACGAGGGGUGGAGUCAUGUUCUUUAUCCUGUUGUUCAAUGCAUUGCUUGCCAUGGCAGAGCUGACAGCGGCAUUUGAUAGCCGACCAAUUUUGAUGAAGCAUAAAAGCUUCUCCUUCUACCGCCCUGCUGCAUAUGCACUCGCCCAAGUUGUGGUAGAUAUACCUCUUGUGUUCAUCCAAGUCGUUUUAUUUGACCUCAUAGUAUACUUCAUGGCGAACCUUGCACGAACACCUUCGCAAUUUUUCAUCAACUUACUGAUCAUUUUCACACUCACGAUGACAAUGUACUCAUUCUUUCGUGCUCUCGGUGCUCUAUGUGCCUCUUUGGAUAUCGCAACGCGUCUCACUGGUGUUGCCAUACAGGCGUUGGUUGUAUACACAGGCUACCUCAUUCCUCCAUGGAAAAUGCAUCCAUGGCUAAAGUGGCUGAUUUGGAUCAACCCUGUCCAAUACGCCUUCGAGGCAUUGAUGGCUAACGAGUUCCACAACCUGAAAAUCAAAUGCGAACCUCCAUACAUUGUACCGGAUGGACCGAAUGCAGUUUCCGGCCACCAGAGCUGUGCAAUUCAAGGCAGUGACCCAGACCAGUUGGUUGUUCAAGGACCAAAGUAUAUUCAAACAGCAUACACCUACACCAGAGCGCAUUUGUGGCGAAAUUUUGGCAUCAUUAUUGGAUGGCUCAUCUUUUUCGUCUGCUUAACAAUGCUGGGAAUGGAAAUGCAGAGACCCAACAAGGGUGGAAGUUCGGUUACAGUGUUCAAGAGAAGCGAGGCACCCAAAGAAGUCCAAGAGGUCAUCGAAGAUUCCGGUUCCCCAGCAGAUGAGGAAUCUGCCGAGAAGAAUGGCAUAGCCCUGAACACGGACGACAGAGCGUCUACUGAAUCGAAGGAUGAAGUGCAGAAUAUUGCCAAAAACACGGCGAUCUUCACAUGGCAAGAUGUCAACUACACUAUUCCGUACAAGGGCGGACAGAGACAGCUACUGCAACAUGUUCAGGGAUAUGUCAAGCCUGGCAGGCUCACCGCGUUGAUGGGGGCAUCUGGUGCAGGGAAGACUACUUUGCUUAAUGCGCUAGCACAGCGAGUCAACUUUGGAGUGAUUACGGGCGAGUUCUUGGUCGAUGGAAGAUCUCUCCCAAGGAGCUUCCAGAGAGCAACCGGGUUCGCUGAGCAAAUGGACAUCCACGAGCCCACUGCCACUGUGCGGGAAUCACUGCGAUUUUCUGCUUUGUUACGACAGCCAAAAGAAGUUCCGAUACAAGAAAAGUAUGAUUACUGCGAAACUAUCAUUGAUUUGUUAGAAAUGCGGUCCAUCGCCGGCGCGACAGUGGGGACAACAGGCUCAGGCCUCAAUCAAGAGCAACGCAAGCGACUCACCAUUGCAGUGGAACUGGCAAGCAAGCCGGAACUUUUGCUUUUCCUAGAUGAGCCAACAUCUGGGCUUGACUCCCUGGCUGCGUUCAACAUUGUACGCUUCCUCCGUCGACUUGCAGAUGCUGGCCAAGCUGUUCUCUGUACGAUCCAUCAACCUUCGGCCGUUCUGUUCGAAAAUUUCGAUGAACUUUUACUUCUCAAGAGCGGUGGACGAGUUGUUUACAAUGGGCCACUUGGAAAUGACUCCAAGACCCUCAUCGACUACUUUGAAAGAAACGGUGGCAAGGAAUGCUCACCACACGCAAAUCCGGCAGAGUAUAUGCUGGAAGUAAUCGGAGCCGGAAAUCCCGAUUACAAGGGCCAAGAUUGGGGCGAUGUAUGGGCCAAUUCGCCUGAAUCCAAGCAGCUUUCUGAGGAAUUGGACAGUAUCAUUGCUUCCCGUCGCAAUGUUCAAAAUAAUGAGAAGACCAAUGAUGAUCGCGAGUACGCAAUGCCUCUCUACAUCCAGAUGGUCGCAGUCACCAAGCGUGCAUUUGUGGCCUACUGGAGGAUCCCCGACUACGUGCUUGGUAAAUUCAUGCUCCAUAUUUUCACAGGUCUUUUCAACACCUUCACAUUCUGGCAUCUGGGGAACAGUUACAUUGACAUGCAAUCAAGGCUAUUCUCUGUCUUCAUGACAUUGACGAUAGCUCCACCGCUAGUGCAACAGCUUCAACCACGCUUUUUGCAUUUCCGGGGUCUUUAUGAGUCUCGUGAAGCAAACUCUAAGAUCUAUUCAUGGUCUGCCUUUGUGACGAGCACGAUUCUGCCAGAACUGCCAUACUCCAUUGUAGCCGGGUCAAUCUACUUUAAUUGCUGGUACUGGGGAACCUGGUUUCCGCGCGAUUCAUUCAGUUCCGGCUAUGUUUGGAUGAUGCUCAUGCUCUUUGAAUUGUACUACGUUGGAUUUGGCCAGUUCAUAGCAGCAGUGGCUCCCAAUGAGCUAUUUGCAAGCUUACUUGUGCCUACUUUUUUCACCUUUAUUGCUGCAUUCUGCGGUGUUGUCGUCCCUUACGCUGCCCUGCCGCACUUUUGGAAGUCAUGGAUGUACUGGCUUACUCCAUUCCACUAUCUACUCGAGGGCUUCCUUGGAGUCAUUAUACACAACAUUCCUUUGCGGUGUGUGGAGCGUGAAGAAUCUCGCUUUAGUCCUCCGCCUGGCAAGACUUGUCAAGAGUAUGCGAAGUCAUAUGCCGAGAAAGCUGGUGGAUAUGUCCGAGACGCUGGGAAUGGAAUGUGCUCAUUCUGUCAAUAUUCAACCGGUGAUCAAUUUGGCAAGAGCAUCAACGUGUUUUACUCGCACAAGUGGAGAGAUUAUGGUAUCUUCUGGGGAUAUAUCAUCUUCGACUUCGCUCUUGUUUUCGCCUUGUCCUGGUUGUAUUUGCAUGGGGCUCGCAACCUGAAACGCUGGCUCAGUGCUCGUAAGACGAGACAGAGCAAAGAUGGUUCUUGA